AUGCCAGUGUCCAACUUCUCAACAAAGGAAAAAUACACCUACCUCAACGGCUUUGGUUCCUAUCAUGAAUCAGAAGCCAUUGAAGGCGCCCUGCCGGUGGGGCAGAACUCUCCACAGAAGCCCCCCUACGGCCUCUACGCUGAGAAGCUCUCGGGAACAGCUUUCACAGCCCCGCGCCACGAAAACCAGCAAUCUUGGCUCUACCGCAUCUUACCGUCAGCUGCCCAUGAGCCAUUCAAAGAAGUAGAUCCCACCACCUACCACACCAGCCUGAAAAAGGAUACCCACUCGAUCAAGCAGAUCCCCAACCAGCUGCGAUGGAGCCCAUUCGACCUCGACGAGCAUGUGGACUGGGUGCGUGGAUUGCAUCUCAUUGCCGCCGCGGGCGACCCGAGCAUGAAAUCCGGACUGGGAAUCAUGCUCUUCGCUGCCGGGAAGGAUAUGGGCAAUGAGGCAUUUUAUUCUGCCGAUGGUGACUUUCUGAUCGUCCCCCAACAUGGCGUGCUGGAUAUCCAGACUGAAUUCGGCCAUCUUCUCGUCCGCCCAAACGAGAUCUGCGUCAUCCCCCGUGGUGUCAAAUACCGCGUCACCCUCCCCUCCGGCCCCGUCCGCGGCUACAUCUGCGAACUCUACCAGGGCCACUUCCAGCUGCCCGAACUAGGCCCUAUAGGCUCCAACUGCCUCGCCAACGCCCGCGACUUCCAAGCCCCCACCGCCUCCUUUAUCGACGACGAGGGCAAAUGCAACAACCUCAAGGGAUGGUCCAUCCUCUCCAAGUUCAACAACUCCCUCUUCAUCGCCCGCCAGAAACACACCCCCUUCGACGUAGUCGCCUGGCACGGCACCUACUACCCCUACAAAUACGACCUGGGUCGCUUCAACACCAUCGGCUCCAUCUCCUACGACCACCCAGACCCGUCCAUCUUCACCGUCCUCACGGGCCCGUCGGACCAUGCGGGCACCGCCAUCGCGGACUUUGUCAUCUUCCCGCCCCGCUGGCUGGUGGCGGAAGGCACCUUCCGUCCCCCCUGGUACCAUCGGAAUACCAUGUCGGAAUUCAUGGGGUUGAUUUGCGGUGACUACGAUGCGAAGAGUGGGGAUGGCUUCAGGCCCGCGGGGGGUAGUCUGCACAACGUUAUGAGCGCGCAUGGGCCGGAUGCGAUGACGCAUGAGGCCGCGAGCAAUGCGCCGUUGCUGCCGAAGAAGGUUGGGGAAGGGAGCUUGGCAUUUAUGUUUGAGAGUACGUUGAUGGUGGGUGUUUCUGAGUGGGGGCUCAAAACGUGCCAGAAGGUGCAGGAGGAUUACAACAAUGAGAGUUGGACACCGCUGAAGAGGCAUUUCCAGAAUCCUAACAAGCAGAAAUAG
Messenger RNA from Paracoccidioides brasiliensis Pb18, 1365 nucleotides. RefSeq names its product homogentisate 1,2-dioxygenase. Gene Ontology annotation, biological process: L-phenylalanine catabolic process. Bases 1 to 1365 code for a protein of 454 amino acids. Gene Ontology annotation, molecular function: homogentisate 1,2-dioxygenase activity. Gene Ontology annotation, cellular component: cytoplasm. The record is from RefSeq and is a predicted model, not a curated record. The transcript has 4 exons.